UCGAUAGUCCGAUCGCCAUCUUUUAUUGAAAGAACUGACGCUACGAAAAUCCAUUUAGGAAAUUUGGUGAAAAAAGGGUUUCGCUCCUGCAAAUCGUGAAGUUCCAUUUUUUACAAGACUGUUGCAACUGUUAUUUAGACAUGGAUCGUGGCGGCUAUGGUGGUGGUGCCGGGCAGGGAUAUAAUAAUUUCGCUGUCCCCCCACCGAACUACCAACAACAGCCAAAUAAAACUGGUAACUACAACGAACCACCUCCGAACUACAGCAAACAGGGCGGUGGUUAUGAUUCCGGUGGUCAUCGUGGUUCUGGCGGCGGCGGCAGUGGCGGCGGCGGCGGCGGCUCAUGGAACGACAGAGGCAACUCAUACGGAAAUGGAGGCGCCAGCAAGGACAGCUACAACAAAGGACCCGGCGGCGGCGGUGGAUACUCGGGCGGCGGUGGAGGUGGCGGCGGUUCCAGCGGCGGGGACAUGAUCACCCAGGAGGACACAAUCUUUGUCUCUGGCAUGGAUCCGAAUGCCACUGAAAAUGAUAUUGAGACGCACUUUGGUGCCAUUGGCAUAAUCAAGAAGGACAAGCGCACAAUGAAGCCCAAAAUUUGGCUCUACAAGAAUAAGGAGACAGGCGCUUCUAAGGGCGAGGCCACAGUGACCUACGAUGAUACCAAUGCCGCUCAGUCCGCCAUCGAAUGGUUCGAUGGCCGUGAUUUUAACGGCUGCACGAUCAAGGUGUCGCUGGCGCAGCGCCAGAAUAACUGGAACAAGGGCGGCGGCGGCCGCGGUGGCUUCGGUGGUCGCCGUGGCGGCGGUGGUGGUCCUGGUGGCGGUGGCGGUGGCCGCUUUGACCGCGGAGGUGGUGGUGGCGGCGGCGGAGGAGGCGGCGGCGGAAAUCGUUUCGACCGCGGCGGCGGUGGAGGUGGUGGCGGCGGAGGCGGCGGCAAUGUGCAGCCCCGUGACGGGGAUUGGAAGUGCAAUAGCUGCAACAACACCAACUUUGCCUGGCGCAACGAGUGCAACCGCUGCAAGACGCCUAAGGGAGAUGAAGAUGGUUCCGGUGGCGGCGGCGGUGGCGGUGGUGGCUACGGAGGCGGCAGUGGCGGUGGAGGCUACGGCGGCGGCAUGAAUGACCGUGGCAACGAUCGUGGGUCCGGCGGUGGUGGAUAUCAGAACAGAGACCGUAACUCUGGUGGAGGCGGUGGCGGAUAUUCGCGCUACAAUGACAACAAUGGCGGUGGAGGUGGCGGUGGCGGCGGCCGUGGACGCGGAGGAGGAGGCGGUGGCGGAAACAGACGUGAUGGCGGUGGACCGAUGCGCAACGAUGGUGGAAUGCGCUCCAGGCCUUACUAACCGGGUGCGAUUUAAGGGCGGAACACAUUUUUUUCACAUUUACGUAUUAAUUGUAGCGAGUACUCUCUUUUAAUGUACUUUUAAAUUUACGUCAGAGCAAAAUCCAAAUGCCAACGCAUACUUACUUUCAACCGAUUUUUCGCCAAACCUAAACACACCAACACAAACACAUGCAAAGGAUGGUCCGGUUAUAGCUCGUUUCGACCUAGAAUAUACAUUUAUAUGUAAUCUAAUUUAACAACUGUAACUAAUAUGAUACAUACAAAUAAAAACGUAUAUAUAUAACUCAUCUAUAUACACGAAA
Molecule: messenger RNA, 1650 nt
Organism: Drosophila serrata
Lineage: Eukaryota; Metazoa; Arthropoda; Insecta; Diptera; Drosophilidae
Gene: caz
Product: FUS RNA binding protein cabeza
Biological process (GO): regulation of DNA-templated transcription
Molecular function (GO): RNA binding
Source: RefSeq, a predicted model, not a curated record